Aethina tumida (small hive beetle) is the source of this 2027-nucleotide messenger RNA. Its product is annotated as protein yellow. Lineage: Eukaryota; Metazoa; Arthropoda; Insecta; Coleoptera; Nitidulidae. The transcript is spliced from 4 exons. Gene Ontology annotation, cellular component: extracellular region. Bases 329 to 1705 code for a protein of 458 amino acids. The record is from RefSeq and is a predicted model, not a curated record.
CCGACUUAAGUAGAGGGGACCGUAACUUGUCUUCUGUUCCGCCUAUGUUAACUACAUGUUGAAGGUCAGUUUCGGACUUGACUUGGACUGAAAGAGAUCGCAGUCACACCUAAAAGAAAUCAUGCGUGUUGCUCGAAACGGUGCUACAUAGAUAUACUGUUCUGUUAGAAAUUUUUGUGUGCUGCGUGCGUGAAUCGUGGAAAGUGAAAAUCCGCUGGUGUCGUGUCGGGACGACUUGCCGGACUGUUUUCGAUUAUGUAAUGAAGGUGUGCGGGUGAACGAAGAUAGUACUUAAUUACGUCUUAGGUUUAUUUUUAUCAGAAUAACCAUGCAUACCAUCUGUAUAUUACUCUUAGCUAGUCAGGCUUUCGCCAUGGACAAUUUAAAAGUGGCAUUCGAAUGGAAGAAACUCGAUUUCAUGUACCCAUCAGCAAACGAAAAAAGUGCUGCUUUGGAAAGUCAGCAGUUAAUUCCAGAAAACAAUUUGCCCUUGGGUUUAGAGGUUUACCAGGACAGAUUGUUUGUGACUAUCCCCAGGUGGAAACCUGGCGUUGCCGCUUCUUUAGCUUACAUUUACCUAAAUGAUACACCAAGCGAUCCGAUUUUAAGACCUUAUCCAAACUGGGAGGCGCACAGAAUCCACGACAACGACAACCCAGAGAUCGUGAGCCCGUUUCGAAUUAGAGCCGAUCAGUGCGGUCGAUUGUGGGUCUUGGACACUGGAUUUACUGAUAUUGCGGAAGAAAGCAUAAAAGACGUCACACCUCCGAGACUACUGAUAUACGAUCUGCACAAUGACGAGUUGUUACGAUCGCAUAUAAUCCCAAAGGAGCAAAGGAACAACGAGAGUUUCUUCGCUAAUAUUGUUGUAGAAGACCACGACUGUGAAGACAGUUACGCAUAUUUAGCCGACUUGAACAGGCCUGGCCUCGUUGUAUACUCUUGGAAGAAACAGACCUCCUGGCUGGUUAAAAACAAUUAUUUUCACUUCGAUCCUCUGGCUGGCGUUCUUAAUGUAUCCGGCAUUGAGUUCAUCUGGAGUGAUGGUAUUUUUGGUCUUGCUCUUUCUGGCCCGGACAGUGAAGGUUACAGUACACUUUAUUUUCAUCCGAUGAUCAGUUACAACGAAUAUUCGGUUAGUACUAAGAUCCUACGAAAUGAAACUCUUGCCAAUCAAAGCUUCCAAGAGUUCAAAUUUCUGGGCAGUCGAGGACCAAAGAGCCAAAGUGGUGCUUCUUUCCUUCAUAAAAAGUCAAACGUUCUGUUUUACGCUUUGAUUAAUCUUAACGCUGUAGCAUGUUGGAGGACCACAAAUCCAAAAUACACGAUGCUCUCCCAAGGCCGUAUAUUUAUGAGCAACGAAACAAUGGUUUUCCCCAACGAUAUCAAGGUGGACACCAAUGAUAAUCUGUGGGUUUUGUCAGAUAAAUUACCCGCAUUUUUGUAUAAAGGACUUAAUUACAAUGAAGUCAACUUUAGAAUUUUGACAGCGAAAGUUGCGGAUGCGAUACGGGGAACAGCUUGCGACUCUAAGUUAGUUGUAUCACCGACAAUUAUGGAUAAAAUAAUGCCUUCUAACAAUCCUAAUCCAGUUAAUCCUGUUAGUAACGAAAUUAAUAACAGGGAAGAGAGGAAAUCUGGAUCUGCAAUAGUUCAAGCUGAACUUGGUCUUUUACUAGUUUCUUUAUUUGCCAUAUUGCGCUAGGUAUUAACAAGUUUGGAGAAAAAUGUUUUACUGUGUUUGUUUAUUGAUUAUUACAAAUUAACAGAUUACUUUCUAGUAUCAGUGCUAGUCUAUUUUGUAAAUAAAAAUGUAAAUAAUCAAAGAAAAAUUACAGGAAAUAUUUUUCUUCCAAAUAUCCAUUGUUUGUAUAUUUUUGUACAAAACUGUAUUAAAAAUGCUUUUUAUUGUAUUGCUAUUGAAUUUAUUUAUUUUAGAUAACGUUUAAACACACACAGAUUAUUUUGUGAUUUACUAAAUUUUCUACAAAGUUUUAUACAUUUAAUUAUAUAUCUCAUAAAACUAA